UCUAGUUCAAUUUUAAUCAUGAAAUUGCUUUUAAUCAUUAAUCCUUUCACAAUAACCUUCAUUUUAUUUCACAUUUUAGGUGUUUAUGGUAGUGAUUUCAACUCAUUAACGUGUAAAUUUGACAAUGAUACAUGUGGUUGGAUAGACAAAGAUCAAGUUUGGACAAUUGGUAGCUCAAUUAGUGAUCUUCAUAACCUCUCUUGGACACCAAUACAAGGUGACCAUGACAGUGGAUCUGGAGGCUAUUUGUUUGUUGAUAUACGCAAAUUGUCACCGAAAAAAUUAAAUGAAGCCAUAUUAUCAAGUCCACAACAGACUGGUAACGCGACUUGUUUAACCUUUUGGUAUUAUAUGUUUGGUUUGGAAUCUGGUAGCCUUAAUAUUUUUCUUGACCACCCUAAUGAUUCUUCCUCCUCAUCAUCGGAGCCAGUUUGGGAACAAAUCUAUAACCAUGGUCGACGCUGGAUAAAAGCAUCGGUUGAUUUAUUUCCUGAUUCUACUGAACCAUGGAUUGUUUCAUUUCACGCAAGAUACCCAAAUGCUUUUUCAAAUUAUGAAAUAAUUGCUCUUGAUGAUUUUCAACUGACUCCAGGAUCAUGUUCAUCCGAUAUUUGUGAUUUUGAAACUUCUAACUGUGCUUGGUCAUUCCUAUCUUAUGGGCAAACGUCAUGGAAAACAGUUCAGGCCGGAGAACUUGAGCAUUCUUCAAUUGCAGGUGAUCACACAGAUCAAACAACGAAUGGUCAUUUUGCUUAUGUUAAAGGGGCUGAGAGUCAAGACAUAGCAAUUAUGUCUUCAAUCACUUUUAAUCAUACUGGUUAUCGUUGUAUGAAGUUUUGGUACACUUCGACCACUGACGAUGCUACCCUUUCUGUGUUCAAAACUAAUCCAUUGGAAAGAUUAUGGCAUCGAAAUCGUGAUCAUUAUGGUGUUUGGCGACAAGGUGUUGUCAGCAUUGGAGAGUCAGCCUCGAAAUCGUACAGUUUAGAGUUUAGAGUUGAAUUUGGUAGAGUGUUGGAUGCUAGUGAAUAUGCCAUUGAUGACAUUUCUAUUGAACCUGGAACUUGUGUUGAUCCUGUCAGCUGUGAUUUCAGUUCGGAUACUUGUCUCUGGACUACAGUCGCAGAAACAGAAACAUUUGACUGGAUAAGAAUGAAUGGCAAUCUACUCAAAGAUUCACUUGAUGGACCAGGCAAGAAUGACGAGGAGAGUGGCGAUGAUUUCUACCUUUAUGCAUAUUUUGAUCCACAAUUAUCUGUUAAAUCAGCAAUCAUCGACUCAGGAGAUUUUGAUUCAAGUGAAAGUGGUUAUUAUUGUUUAAGUUUUAACCUGUUUGCUGUUAAUCAUGCUAAAUUAGAAUUGAUCAUUGAAAUGUGGGCAAAUGGAAAUGAAUUGAAGCCUGUUAUCACUUUAACUAGUGACAGUUUACUGGAAAAGAUUUGGGAUCCUAUUCAGAAACAAUUUUUCGUGAAUAAUACUCAUUCGGAAAACGAUUUCCAUUUUCUUCGCCUACGAGCGGCUUAUAUAUCAGAGGAAGAAAAAUUAGGGCCUGAUGGAAGACCUUUGCCUCAUCCAUUUGCAAGUUUAGCCAUUGAUGACAUCAAUCUUUUUAAAGUAACGUGCGGAGAAAUCACAUCAACUGUAAUACCCAAUCCACCACCAACUACACCCUCGAUAAAUAAUUUUGCUUGUGAUUUUGAAAAAGAUUUGUGUGAUUUAAUCAAUGACAAUAUUGAAUCAGAUUCUCCCUGGUAUUUGCGCUCUGCUUUAAAAAGUAAAGGUGAUGGUCCAAACGUACCCAAAGUUGAUCAUACAUAUGAUGACCCGAACGGCCAUUUCUUGUUUUCAAAAGCUAAAAGUAAGGGAGAUGAAAUGAUCAGUGAAUUAUCAACUCGAGUGAUUAAAGCAUUGGGAUCAAUUGAUGGUGGCUGUCUGACCUUUUGGUACUAUAUAAGAGGAAAUAAGGAAAGCUCACUAUCUAUUCAAAUGGUAACAUCUGAUUCAGAAAUAAUCACUAUCUGGAAACGUUCUGAUAUUAGCGAUGAUUAUUGGUAUCAAGGCUAUGUUAACAUUAAACCAGUAACUUUUGAUUUCCAUUUAAAAUUUAUUGCUAAUCAUGAUAAUUAUGAUUCUGGAAUUGCUUUGGAUGAUAUAAAUUAUUCGUCUGGUUCAUGUUCAUUUAACCCCAAUUUGUGUGAUUUCGAAUCAGGUUCGUGCGGUUAUGAUAAUGGUAACUUCUAUGAUGAAGUCUGGAAACUUGCCAAUGGUUCGUCAACUGACUCCAUCGCUUUCGACUACUCUACUCAAACAGAAUCUGGAUCAUUUAUUUAUGCCCAAUUCAAUGAUGAAAAGCAAAAGUUUGAUGAUAAAGAGGGUCUUUUGAUUUAUGAUAAAUUCGUUGCUAGUAAUCUAAAUUGUAUACAGUUUGCCACGAAGGUAAAAGAUGGCCAAUUGUCCCUCAUUGUCGGUUUAGACAUCGAUGAAUCGUCACAGACAACCAUUUGGUCUUUAAAUUUCGCUCCUUUAUGGACUAUGAUUAGAAUGCCUUUACCUUUUCCUGGUGAAUUAAAAAUGAUUGCCUUUAGCUUCAAAGGUAAUGGUUAUGCUGCCUUGGAUGAUAUUACUUUUCUAAGUGAAUGUCAACCUUUGGGUUACUGUAAUUUUGAGACUGAUUUGUGUGGAUGGACAACUGAUUCAGAUGUAUGGGAAUCAUUCAGACGUGCCCAUGGAAGAGAUGAAAAUGUUUACAGCCCAGACUAUGAUAUUACCACCAGAAAAGAUUCGGGAUCAUAUGCAUUAGCUUUGUUUGAUUCUAACAAAUCAAAAAAAUAUGCUUCUGAAAAAUACAGUUUAAUCUCUCCAUUGAUAUCGACAACAACUGACCAUUGUUUGUCUUUCUGGUAUUAUGGUAAUGGUAAGGAUGUAGCUGCAUUUUUUGUAAACAUCCGCGAAUAUGAGCCCGAUGGUCAGUACAAUGUCCUUGGUCUGGAUACAAUUCACCCAUCUGAUCAAACACCGGUUUGGCAUCACAGAAGCUAUGCAAUAAAUCCAGUUGAAGGAUACUCAGGCAAACCAUUCGCAGUUGAAUUGAAAGCUUAUGCCAAAAUGAAUACCAAAAGACCCACUCUAAUCGCUUUUGAUGACAUUGAACUCUAUCCUGGUAUAUGUUCAGAGAGUAAAGAGAUAAUUGAUGAAACUGUUUUUAAAUGUGAUUCAAAUGCAAAUAACAUAACUGGCAAUUUAAUUUGUGAUUUUUACCCGGAUUGCAAGGACUCUUGGGAUGAAUCUAAAUGUGGGGAUAAUUGUGAUUUUGAGACUGAUUCUUGUGGCUGGACGGGAGGCAGUUAUACUGAUAAACAUUUGCUGAUUGUUGAUACAAGCAGAAAAAAGGUUACACCUGACAAGGAUGUUACAUUUAACACUGCAGGUAAAGGCUCUUACUGGAAGUUGAACACAAAGACAUCGAGAAAUUUGGUUUACCUAAGUCCAGUGAUGAGAAACUCUGGUGAAAACUGUUAUAUUUAUUUAUCGCUAUACAUGAACAUUGCGAGUAAAACUAGAACCAAAUCUUCCGACAAGUCUUUAUUGCCGCAUUUAACUAUUAGUAUUGUUGACUUACGUUCAACUUUGGUAACUCAAAUUCACAGUAUCUUUGAUGAUUUGGGAAAAAAGUGGCAUCCAAUCAAUCUAUAUAUUGGCCGAAUCAAUAGCGAUUUUCAAUUACGUAUAGAGACAAGAACUUCAAAAGGUACUGAUGUGAUUGCAAUUGAUGAUAUACAUUUUGACCCUGCCUGUGCUGUUCCUCGAGUCGGAGAUGCAACUUCAUGUUCCUCGCAAGAAUUUUUUUGCUCUCGAAUGAAAAGAUGCAUCAGCUCAUCGUUAACUUGUGAUUAUCGAGAUGAUUGUGGUGAUGGAGAAGACGAAUCAACUGGAUGUGCUUUAAGAUCAGGUCGAUGUGAUUUUAAUCAGGAUUCAUUGUGUGACUGGUCAAUUAAUUUAACCCAAAAUGUUACUGAAAGAUGGCGUAUAGUUGAUCAUGAUGAUCUUUCAUCUGAUCUAGGGUCAAUCUAUCCAACUCGUGAUCAUACACUAAACAAUGGGUUAGGAAAAUUUUUAGUUAACACUGGAACAUCAGGUGACAACAAAAUGUAUUCAUUGGACAGUCCAUCGCUGUUUCGCUCUGAUCCCGAGUCCAUUUGUUCAUUAACAUUCUAUUAUCAGUUUACUGAUGAUAAAUCAGCAAUCAAAAGUCUUGAUCCAGCCUCACCUGAUCAUAAUUAUCUAGAAGUUUCAAUUGUUUUACCACACAUACCAAAUAGCAGAAAUACAUUGGAAAUAAUACAAGGAUCAUACGUAUUGGAUUCACCUCAUUUUAAGAGAGCAGCAAUUAACAUCGGACCAGAAAUUGUAAAAAAUAAUAGAUUAUUCAAAAUGAGUUUAUUGGCUGUGCAUUCAUCAGAUUCGAGUGCAUCAUGGGCUAUAGAUGAUAUUUCAUUCAAUUCAGAUUGCCUUUUGGCUGAUUGUUACCUUCGAUGUCAGAACAAAUUUUGUGUCAGUUUGGAUCAUCGCUGUGAUUUUAUUGCAGAUUGUGUUAACGACGACGGUUCCAGUGAAGAUGAAGAUAGCUGUACAGCUCCUACUUGUCCAUUUGGCAUGGGUGAUACUUGUCAUUGGGAUAUCGUACAAGCAAACGAUUCGGAUUCUUUGUCCUGGAGACUUUAUCAACCCAUAAGUGAUCCUACAGAUGAACCAUCAUUUAUAAUACCAAAAUAUGAUGCCACUAAUGAAGAUUCAUCUGGUUGGUUAUUGUUGUUUGAUUCAAGAAGUGCAAAUGUUUCUGGACAAGCUCAACUUUGGUCUCAAAUGAUUGGUCGAUCAGCUGCUCAAUGCUCUCUCAGUUUUAAUUAUUUUUGUGAACUAAACCAAUGUGACUUAGCCAUUUACUUAGAAACGGACAUCGAUAGACCUGGUGCUAGUUUAAAGCGUCUUUGGGAACCUCAUAAACCUUCAUCAGCCUACGACCUAACAGCUAAAUGGCGAUCGGGAAUGGCUUUCAUUGGUGCAACUAAAUAUAGUCGCAUAUUGAUUACUGCAUCCAGUGAUUUUAAUAAUCAAAAAUUUUCUAUCGGAUUAGAUGAUUUAAAUUUCAUUGACUGUACACCUCCUCAAUCAUCAGAAUUUGGCUGUGAUAGAGAAUCUUCAUUCCAGUGUGCAAAUGACAACUGUAUAGAUAAAUCGUCUGAAUGUGAUUUUGUAGAUGAUUGUCUUGAUGGAUCUGAUGAAAGUGAAUCAUGCCAAUCUUUACCUGGGCGAUGUGAUUUUGAGUCAUCUUGCACAUUUUGGAUGUCAGAUUCUUUCAAAACAGACAGAUUUUCACCUCUUUCAUGGGCUCAAACUCCUGAUUUACCUGCAUUCGAUCACACUCUUGGUGUCUCAUUCGGUACUUAUUUGAGUCUUUCUGGAGCUCAAAAGCCUGUAGAUGUAUUGGCGCAACAUUAUUCACAAAUCAUUAGAGGCUCUAAAUCAAAGAAUUGUAUGAUUAAGAUUUGGACAAACAUUAUUGAUUUUCAAUCAAAAAGUGAGCUUGUAAUUUAUCAGAGAUUCAAUUAUUCUCCAUCUGGCUAUCAUGUUGUUGGGCGUAUUUCAGUGAAUUUCUUAGGUGACUACUGGAAAAAAUAUGUGCUAAAAUUACCCGAUACUCAAGACGACUACCAAAUUGUUUUGGAAGGAUCCAUUGAAAAAAACAGCGACGCUUCAAUCAAUAUUGAUGAUAUAACACUUACUGAAGGUUGUUAUAUCGCACCGAAUGACACUAAAUUGCCUGGUAAAGAAGAUGAACCGACAACACUUCAACCGACUGAACCAUUAUUUGGCUGCUAUUACGGCUACAAACCAUGCUCAUCUGUGAUUAAAUGUUAUCCCAUUGAAGCUGAAUGUGAUUUUAAAGAUGAUUGUGGUGAUGGUACAGAUGAAUCAAACUGUCCUACGACCUGUACAUUUGAAGAUGGUUGGUGUAACUGGACUAAUUCAUCGUCCGGGGAUGUGAAAGAUGGCGAAUGGAUAAUCCAAAAAGCAUCAGACUCCGAUGGUAAAAUACCUACAGAUCAUACAAAAAGCGAUGCUACUGGAUCUUAUGGAUUAGUGUUAUUUGAACCAGACGCUACAAACAUUUCAGUCAGUCUGAAUUCACCUAGUUUUUCAUCGUCUGGGCCAAGAUGCUCAUUUUCAUUUUAUUACUACCUGCCUCUAGACUGGGAUGAUGUUGGAUUAACAGAUCAUCGUUUGGAAGUAUUACUUAACCAGCCCGGCAACGACAGUAGAUUAAUUAGUUCUGUUCCAGCUCAUCACGAAAAACAAUGGUUCUACAGUUAUGUUGAACUAGGACAGAUUGAUUCAAACUUUAGUGUGACAAUUAAAGCUAUCAAACAAAAUGAACAACACGCAAUUGAAACCAUCGAUGAUAUUUCCUUUGAAAAUUGUGCUCCAUUGAAGAAAAGUAUUAUGGAAGACUGUCCAGUUAACGAGUGGGAAUGCCAAUCGAAAUGUAUUCCUAUUGACAGAUUAUGUGAUGGUGUAAGUGACUGUACUAAUGGUGACGAUGAAAAUAUGUGUACAACACCAAUUGGAAACUGUGACUUUGAAGAAAAUUCAUGGAGAGAUACUUGUGGUUGGAUCGAAACUGAUUCUGAUCAAUCCUGUAGCCUUGUAAGCGGUGACUCAGAAUAUCCUAAUUCUAUAAAAUUAGAAUCGAAUUCGAUGUGGCCUUGUUCAUCUACUCUGAUUAGUCCCAAUUUCCCUUCAAUGGUAGAAGAUUAUUGCCAUUUUACUUUCCAAUUCAAAUCUGAAUCAGUUUCGAAUCUUGCGGAUUCGUCUAUAGAACUCGGUAUUAAAGGAAGUGACAGUCCAGUUCAACAGUUAAGAAGAUUUAAAGGAAACCAAAAGUCGCAAGAUUGGACUACUUAUCAUAUUGCAAUUAAUAGCACACAACCCUAUCAAGUUUAUUUAAUUGGAUCAAUCGAUGAUGAUGCAAAGAUUCGUUUUAAAUCUUUCAGAUUUUCACCUAACUGUCACUCAGGAAAACCAUUAACACUUGACCUUUACACAAAUAAAACGGAACCUUGGGUACUUCCAACCUCGCCAUCGCCUCCAAUAACCACAAAGCCCUCAAGUCAUAAACCUACCUCAAAACCUACUCCAAAACCACCUCCAAAGCCAACUCCUAAACCAACCCCUAAACCAACCCCUAAACCAACUCCUAAACCCAUUCCUAAGCCAACACCAAAACCAAUAACGAACUGCAAAUGUGAAGAAAGUCCGAUUCCUGCAGAGUGUCGCGAAAUUUGUGACGCACAAAAACAAACCAAACCAGUUGAAAAACAUUCCAAUAGUGCAUCAAUAUUAUAUAUAUCGUUUGGAGUAAUAGCUUCAAUUGCGAUUGUUGUCGUUUUUGUUUACUUGAUUUCCCCUGCAAUUGCACGACGAAGGAAUGGCCAAUAUCGUCAAGCAAUUCUUGAUGACAGAUUCAAUGAAGAUGUUACAUUUGAUGUAACCGGUGGUAACUAUCGAAAUUCAUCAAGUGAUCGUAAUUUGUUUGGACUAGCAGAAACCAAAUCAAGAUACAGAAAUCGAGAAGAUUCACUAUAACAUUACAAUCAUCUUGGUAAGGCGACUAAUUUUAUAGAUAUUUUAUAGAUGUUUAAUAUUUUAUAUUUUGAGACUAAAAUUUUUUUGUCAAUUUUGUACAAAUUCAUGAAGAAAAAUUCAAAGCAGAUCAGAACUGCGUAUUUUAAUGGCUUUAAUGAAUAAAAUGUUUUAUACACAUCAACA
Tetranychus urticae (two-spotted spider mite) is the source of this 7827-nucleotide messenger RNA. Its product is annotated as MAM and LDL-receptor class A domain-containing protein 1. Gene Ontology annotation, cellular component: membrane. The record is from RefSeq and is a predicted model, not a curated record. Gene Ontology annotation, molecular function: protein binding. NCBI's taxonomy places the organism in Eukaryota, Metazoa, Arthropoda, Arachnida, Trombidiformes, Tetranychidae.